Molecule: messenger RNA, 5187 nt
Organism: Sycon ciliatum
Lineage: Eukaryota; Metazoa; Porifera; Calcarea; Leucosolenida; Sycettidae
Exons: 22
Coding region: 108-4532 (1474 amino acids)
Biological process (GO): Rho protein signal transduction; regulation of Rho protein signal transduction
Cellular component (GO): plasma membrane
Molecular function (GO): actin binding
Source: RefSeq, a predicted model, not a curated record
AAGAGAUUGUAUGGUUUGCCGAACAAGGACCAGGAGAGUCACACAAGGACAGGCUGGCUGAUCUACUCACCAGCAGUCCACCGGAUGAUCCAUGGAGGCCUGAUGACAUGGGCGGCCGCAAGGCCAGUGUAUCCAAUAUGGAGUUACCAAAGAACGCAUGGAGCGUUGAGGGUAAGAUGGACGAAAAGAGGAAGGAUGGAGGGCGAGUCGUUCCUGAUGGCGGAUCACGUAUCGUUGCCGGUGCAAGCCCAUUUGAAGGCCUGAAGAAACACCCUGUGGAGCAUCUUCUCUCAAUCACUAUGGACCAGGAUGAUGCAAAUCUUUCACCACAGGAUGCACUGACUCGAAUCAAGAAUGAAAGUGCGGCAGGAUCACUGUGGACCCAAGAAAUGCACCUUAUCAUCAAUGACGAUGAGCUGGUGCUUGCCGAGAGGAUAUCGGAGGAUCGACUCGGUGCACACAGCCUUGCCUCGCUUACCACUUGCCACGAGCUGGAGGGUUUGGACGAGAGCUUCAACAAUGUGGUGGUGUUUGUGUCCAACCAGCCGGGUCAGAAGUACCCGAUAAUGCACGCGUUCCAGCUGGAGGAGGGCAAGGCUAGUCUGCUGAAAAAUGAAAUCUGGCAAGGCAUAACCAAGGCCGAUGACUCUCGCAAACAACAGGACGAUGCAAAGGAGGCGGCAAACAGGAAGAGAAAUGCGAGCACCGUCAGCUUGUUCAGUGGUCGGUCGAAGCAGAAAGAAAAGUCUGAUUCGCAUUCGCCGAUCAAGGAAGAAGCAGAACCGCUGUUACCAGAUCCGAAGCUUGCCGUUCCGACCGUUGUUGUGGAGGUGGUGGACAAGGAAGGCGAUAAGAAACCAGGGGAAAAGAUGGUGAAUGUCAAGGAAAGAGCAGCAAUCUUCAGCGAAAAGGAGAAGCAGGCAAUGACGCCGUCCACCCUGCGCAGAGCUGUCCAGCCGUCGCCAGCCGUUAUACGCAAGGGCGCAGGUUCCAGUACUCCGCAGGGCAAUCGCAAGGCAGGUCUCUCAGCCGACUACAUGACGCCGUCCGGCCUCACGUCCUCUCACUCGGAUAUGGAUGACAUCCGUGGCACGAUAAAGGACCUUAGACUGCAGAGGGAUACGGACCUGCUUAACCACACGCUGUAUGACCUGGACAUGUUCGUGGACAAGCUACGUGCAGCCAUCAAUGCUCGACGAGCCAAGUCCCAACUGAAGAAGAAGGUCAAGAAAAAGAAGAAGAAGAGAGGGAGAAAUGACAGUUCUUCCGAUGAGGAGGACAGCGAUAAGCCAUACAUGCCCCACGAAGACUACAUCGACUCGUAUCAGAAACUGAAGUUGGCAAUCAACCUCACGGCAAAGCUAGGCAAAGACAUCCCAGAGACGACGCCUAAGGAAAUGAUUGAAGGCCUCUUCAACCUGCUGGUGGAGGUUAUCAAGAUUCAUGGAACGACUGACUAUGCUGCAACUGUCAAGGAGCCACUGCUCACUAAGAAAGCUACGGAGCUGCUCAUCCACUCUCUCAAGUUUGAGCACGAGGCAAUGUGGCAUAGACUGGGAAUCAACUGGAGCAUAACAUUGGAGAAAUGGCCCAAGAACCAGCUGAUACCGGAGUACACACCACGAUUUGCGGACGGUUGUACGCCGCCUGACCUUUGCAACAGCAACGUCGAGCAGUUGAAACAACUGCCGCCACCACCGCAGCCAGCUCACGAACAAAGCUCCCAGCAGUCACGCAUUGUGGCACUCCGUGACGAGAUGGACCAGAACUUCAGUGCAGCAAGCUUUUCAAGUUCACUACUCCGUGAUGGAGAUACUGCUGUUCUGCCAAGUAUCAGUGAACUCGAAGCAGCAGAGCAGGAGGCAGCCCGGUUGGGCGGUACGACCGUCAUCCAUUUCCUGCACGUGGUAAUACUUGGUGCGGCACGCGUUGGAAAGACCAGCUUGCUGAAGGCGUUGCUUGAGAAGAUGCACAAUGAGAAUGAACUCAGCACACCCGGCAUGCGCACGUCCUACGCAACUACAAACAUCUCUGAUGACUGUCGAUUCAUCGAAUGCCCAGACAUGCCAGAUGCUCUGAGUCGACUCUACGUCAUCACCAUGAUGUGCAAACCAUCCACUUCGAAUCAUCCCCAAGACAAAGAGACAACACAAGAUGACAGAGAGAGAGCCCCAGCAGGAGAGGAUCCUGUGGCUGGGACCCAUGCAGGACCUAUGGAGGUCAGCAGUAGCAGCAGCAGCAGCAACGGGCCAGCAAUGCGCGAGGAAAUCAACGAGACCAUCACAGGAUUUCUCAACGCAGACCGGGUAAAGUACAUCUCUGGCCGGGCCAACACGCCCAACUAUACCGUCAUCACAUUCCGCGACCUUGGAGGGCAGCAAGUCUACCAAUCCGUGCAGCCCCUCUUCAUGGCCAAAAACACAGCCUUCAUUGCCACAUACAACUCUUCUCUGGACCUUCUAGAGACCCUUCCCAAGUUCGAUGAAUUUCAGGUCAGCCGGGAAGAAUGUAUCGAGCGGGCCACUCUACCGGCCAAUGCGACUCGCCUAGACCAGCUGCUCGGCUGGCUCGACAUGCUGCUGCUGAAUGCAAAAGCUGACAGCAGCACAGACCAGAGUGCUGCAGAUGAUGUGUUUGUAGUGGGGUGUCAGAGUGACAGGUGGAACAAAACCGAUUUGCCUGAUCCUUGUAAGCUACUUCAAGAGAAGAUAAAAGGUACCCCGUACCAGAACCUUGUCUGGAACGACACUUCGCACUUCAAAAUCGACAACACCAGAUCCACUGGAAGUGCAGCACAAGCAGAUGAGCUGCAGCGAUUGAGAGAGGCCGUCAUCGACCGCUGCCAGAAGAGCCAACGUAACAUCCCUGUUCCAUGGCUCCGAUUCUGCAUAUCCAUACACAUGCUCAAGCAGGAGGUCACUUGGCCUUGGAUUUCCUUCAAGGAGGCAAAGUUCAUAGCGAAGCAAGUCAAGGCUGUUCCACAUGACUGCAGUGACCGGCAAAUACAGCUGCUGCUGAAGUACUGCCACGAAGCAGGCCACCUGGCGUACUUCCCAACUUUCAAGCUGAAAGACACGGUCAUCCUGGAGCCCCAGUUCAUCCUGGACUGUGUCAAUGCCUUUGUCUACAUGAAGCCUGACCGAGACAUCACAGUGCACGAAGCGUGGUGCUAUCGUUCUGGGUUCAUGACGGAGUCCCUGGCACGCAAAGCUCUCAACAAGAUGUUCGAGGGUCAGUCUUACUGCGACCAUGCUAAGGCGUGGCAAGCAGUCAGAGCAAGCAGUGAUGGGUUCAAGCUCAUUUUUGAAAUCUUAGAAUGGCUCUCAGUCCUGGUAAUUGUGCAGGAUGAGAGGUCUGCUGAGCACGAGUUUAUUGUACCUGCAGUCGUCCAGGACAUGGGCACGGUCCCGCAGGCGCCUUGUUCCUGUGCCUAUGUGUCCUUGAAGCACACAAACCGAGAUGAGUUGAUGCACUUUCCCGUGUUCCUGUACUGGCAAUGCGUGGUGGAGGUGCUGCUUAAGUCACACAAGCGCUCGUCUGCCACGCUGUCACGGUGCAGCGUUCGCCUUCGCUGGAACAGCGAUUGGCCGUGGCUGCACCUGCACUAUACACGCUACGGCUUACAAGUGUACCUCGAAUGCAAGGGCCGACACGGCGGUAGCGGAAAGUCUACACUGGAUGAAGUCCGGGCAAUCGUGCUCACAGUGGUACGGAAGUGGGGCCUGCAGGUCGAAGUGAUCAGCACAUUGACAUGCCCCUGCGGAGAAACAUCGGGCAAGGAGUGUUUACAGCAUGGCUUAUCUACGUGCCGCGCGCCAAGCUGUGCACACGCUUUGGACGCUUCCACCCUAGUGGCUGAAGACUACCCACUGUGUACACGUUCAAAGCAGGAUAUACAGAUGAUCCGUGAGCAGGCCAUGUUCUGGCUGGGCCUUGACCAGGAUGCAUGUGGAAAGCUGUUUGACCCGAGAUCGGCCUCUCUUCCUUCAGCAGAAGCCUGUGCCAGUGUGGACAGUAGAAGCGGUGGUCACGGUGCUCCAGGAAGCGGUCAUCACAGCGCUGAUGGAAGCGGUGUUCAGGACUCUGAAUUCAUGUCACUUGGUGCCAUUGGUGGAAAGACACUUGAUCAGAUUGCCGACUGGCAUGCGAUUGUUAGCUCGAUUGAACCGUUCAUCGGUGGAGAGGAGGAAGGCGACGAGAGAGAUGAGGACGAGGAGGCGUACGGCGACCCAUUCAAACAAAGUGCCUUUAUAACCGAUAUUUCUCCUUGGUUGGACAAAUUACCAGCGGCAAAGUUUCGUAAAUUGGCGCAAGUGGCUGGGUUCUUCUCCGAUCUGCAGCAGAUAGAAGACUUGAAGAGGAUUGAGAGACAAGAUGGAACACGCACUCACAACGAAGAGUUGGUCAACAUUGUAAGCAGCGAGGAACAGGCUGGCUACAUCAAGCUUGUGAAGGUCAUCAAAUGCUGGGGUAAAUAUCCCGACAAGAUCGACAAGAUGAACCAGCUUCUGCCACGACGGGCUCGUGUGUAAACGAUUGAGGUGUCAAGCAAUUCACGCAGCAAGUGCUGGUCCUGUUCUCUCUGUCUCUCUCUGUUUCUCUCUCUCUCUCUCUCUCUCACUCUCUCUCUCUCUCUCUCUCUCUCUCUCUCUCUCUCUCUCUCUCUCUCUCUCUCUCUCUCCGUUGUGUGUUCUCUAUCUUACUGACUGGCUAUGCUAUCCAUCAAAUCCAUUCCUCCAUUCUUCCUUGGUCAUAUCUGCCAAUUUUUAGCAACAUUAUGUUAUUCUUGAUCACUACCCCACUAAAUAUACGUAAAUGAAAUAGUCUAGUAUGUUAGACAGUAGAGACAGCUAAUUGUAGAGGACCACACCAGGUUACUAUGCCCGUUGCAGAAUUACUACUUAUAGUCAUGCAGAUACAUGAAACAUUUCUUUUGAAUUUUAUGAUUACAUAAAAUGGAAUAUUAUCAUUCGGCCGGAGUCCUCAACCUCAUUUGGCCGAGGAGGUUUGAAUAUUUUUAGAGAUAUAUUUCAAGUUAGUCUUUAUUUCUACAUUCCAGUCACUUAUAGAUAUACAAACUCAUUCCAGCAGCUGAUGUAAUACUCUAGGUUACUCUACCCUGUAUGAGCCCAUGAUGAGAAGGGAACGAAAACGUUUGGUUCAGAAAAUCUUCCAUUUAUUCUUCUA